Molecule: messenger RNA, 1965 nt
Organism: Nannizzia gypsea CBS 118893
Lineage: Eukaryota; Fungi; Ascomycota; Eurotiomycetes; Onygenales; Arthrodermataceae
Product: alkaline phosphatase
Exons: 2
Coding region: 1-1965 (654 amino acids)
Source: RefSeq, a predicted model, not a curated record
AUGCAGCGGUAUCAGGAAGUGCUUGUAACCGUCUGCUCGACGCUGAUCCGGUUCCUGGGAUACAUCUUCCUUCGCUGGAUUCCUGCCCAUCAUGCGCCUCCGAUUACUGUGUCGGCUUUAUGUGUAUAUCUAAGCUUAAUAUGGGCGACAUCCUCGAGUUCGACGCGCGACCGUCCCUCGCAAAGCGGCCAGAAGAAGCAGCGCACAGCUACAUCCACGACCAAACAGUCGGACAGAGAUACUCAAAAACAUGGAAACGAUAGGGAGGUUUCUGUACUACGGUCCCUGCUGACUGGUUUGCCAUGUACCAGCUCGAAGCUGGUUACUUGGGCUACCGUGGGCGCCAACGUACUGCUCAACGUCUUCAUACUGGAUUUCGUCCUCCGAGGGUCCUUUUUAUACCCUACGACGCACCUAUCGUUCGCCCGGGUGGGAUAUGUCUCAUCGGACAGCGUUAAGAUUCUCAUCCGAGAACCUGACCCGGAAAAUUUGCCAUUGACAGUGUAUCACCGCGCCAAAAUCGACCCUCCACCGGAGACUUGGACAGUGGACGAAACGAUACACACCUUAAACGAUACGACAGACUAUACGUUUCCGGUAGUGAUAGACGGGCUUGAUUCUGCUACGGUAUACGAGUACUUGCUAUCUAACAGCUUGUCUGGAGAGUUUACCACGGCCCCAGAACCGGGUUCUAGUGGAUCGAUGCGGCUUAACUUCUGGACGACCAGUUGUAUCAAGGCGAACUUCCCAUACAAUCCAUUGUCCCAUCCAUUCAGGAUUUAUGGAAUUGAAACGCUUUCCCAAGUGUACUCUAAGCUACCUACCAUGGCUCUACCUUCGUUUAUGCUCUUCCUAGGAGACUUCAUCUACAUUGAUGUGCCUCACCAAUUUGGUACCGCUAUCAAGCAUUACAGAGACGAAUACCAAAAAGUCUACUCGUCUCCAAGCUGGCAUAUUGGAAAGAACCCAGCCAUUAACCUUCCCUGGAUUCACAUGCUCGAUGACCACGAAAUCCAGAACGACUGGCACGAUGGCAACGUUACUGAACCCUACCCUGCUGCCAUUGACCCUUACCAUCAUUACCAUGUUAGCGUAAACCCUCCAAGGGCGAAGUCUCCUCACGCAAUCGAACAGAACACAACAUAUUUCUCCUUCACUCGAGGCCCUGCCUCGUUCUUCAUAUUGGACUCAAGAACAUAUCGUUCUCCUCCUGGAUUGGAUAACUCGACCAUGCUUGGAUACGCUCAGCUCCAAUCUCUACUAGAUUACAUCUCCUGCCCUGAACCAGUGGGAGUCAAAUGGAAGUUAAUCAGUAGCAGUGUGCCCUUUACUAAGAACUGGCACAUAGGAACUUCCGAUACCUGGGGAGGUUACUUGAAGGAACGUCAAGUUCUCCUAGAAGCUAUGUGGCGGGCUGAACGUACCCUUGGUACUAGGAUCGUCCUCCUCAGCGGCGACAGGCACGAAUUCGCAGCUACAAAAUUCCCCAAUCCCGCUACACAGCCGUCAAACCCUACAUCAUCUUCCAUUUCCAAAGCUGAGGGUCAGGGUAUCUAUGAAUUCUGUGUGGGUCCAUUGAGCCAGUUCUACCUUCCCAGCAGUUCAUAUUACCAGACCGAUGAUGAAGAUGUGACCAUUAAGUACGUUCCAAACGGAAACUUCAAGUUUGGGGCUGUGGACGUCGAAAUUCUCCCUGAUGGAGAGUCUGUCCUUAUAUAUACGCUAUACGUGAGCUCUGAGGCUGUAUGGCAAUACAAGCUUUCAAUGCCGUCUGAUAUCAAGAAGGGGGAGGCAGAGUUCCCCGACGGCGAAGAGGUGUUUGACCGGGUUAACCAACCCAACGAAAAUCUGGGUAUGGCAAUUAAGUCGUUCUGGAGAGGUCUAUACUGGCUAAAUACACAGGUUAGUAAGCUUGUGGAAGGGGUGAAUGGGUUGGUUCUCAAAAAGGAAAAGCUAGACGAGUGA